Messenger RNA from Danio rerio (zebrafish), 1732 nucleotides. The record is from RefSeq and is a predicted model, not a curated record. Lineage: Eukaryota; Metazoa; Chordata; Actinopteri; Cypriniformes; Danionidae.
CUUUUUGACAGGUGCCGCAUCAUAAUAACUACUGAAGAGGUUAGACAUGCUGCAUCUUCUAAUCGCUUUAGCUUUGCUCAGAGGAGCUUAUCCUUUGGAAAUUGUGGCACGAGGAGUAACGGCUGUUGUGUUUGGUCAGGAUGCUUCUCUCUCUUGUAUCCUGCCGUUCGCGUCCGGCGUCAAACAGGUGACAUGGCAGCGGGUGCGCGCGCAGGAUGUACACACUCUGGCCACGUUCAGCGAGCGCUUCAAGGAUAAUGUGGACGAGGACUUUGUCGGAAAAAUCACUUUCCAAGCAUCAUUUAAUUCAACAACUAUUGAGAUAAAAAACACAACAUUUGAAGAUGAGGCUUGCUACAUUUGUUCCUUUAAGUAUCCAACUGGACCCAAACGAGAAACCUUGUGCGUCACUGUUAAAGGUAUCUCAGAAAUAACAGCGGCAGUGAAUCCUGCAGACACUUCUGACACAGAAGUUGUGGUUUCAUGUUCAGCCACUGGUAAACCAGCUCCAACAAUCCAGUGGAAAUCCAGAGAACAAGAGCUGAAGCACUUCAGGUCAGAUGAUUUCACAACCUACAACAAAGACAGCUCAACCACUGUUACAAGCAACAUAUUACUUCUGCUAUCCCAGUUUCAUGGCAAGUACGUGGAGUGUUUGGCUCAGAGUGAUGAGAUUGAGAGGAGCGAAACAAUUUAUUUACCUCGACAACAACAUCCUGAUGAAGAUGCAUCAAGAAAUUACAUCAUCACAUUUUCGGUCCUUGCUGUCAUUGCUGUUGUGGUUAUUCUCAUUACUGUCGUCUUUAUUUACUGCAAACGAAAAAGAGACCGGUUUUGGCUAAAUUCUUCUGCUGAAAAACUUCAUGACUCAAAUGAGGAAUGUUAAAGGAGGAGAGCUACCUCAAAAGCGUAUCGUUUGUUUUGUCACUGAGAUUUUUUUUGUGUGUGUUUCUUAAAGAAUUCCUUUAUUUCCAAUUUUUACUUAUUUAUUAAAUGAAUUGAAUUUAUUUUUACAUUACUAUGUAAUGCUACAAUAUACAGAUUUGGUAUAUUUUGAUAGAAGCUGGUUGAAUGUAAUGGAAUUUCACAACAUUUUUUUAUUACAUCCUCUAAAGUUGAAACAGUAAUUUAUAAAUGCAAGUUCUGUGUUGUUCUUUCUUUAAUGUUUUCUCGUGAUGUCAUGAAGGAAUUUUUUGAUGAUUUUAAUGUCAUCCUAUGUAUUAAUAGACUAAUCCUUUCAUUAAUAGUUUAAUUCUGUUUUUAACUUAUUACAUGAAUGCAUGCUGAUGUGUUUAUCUGCAUAUAACCGUAUAUGCUUAACCUCAUCUAACCUUGCUCCAUAACAGCUGUGUCUUUAUGUGACUGAUAACCGAGAAGUUAACUCCUCUGUACUUGUUAUCAACAAAAUGUUACAACUAUACUUUCAGAGUGUGCUCAUUUACAGGAACAAUAUCGGACGGGAAGGGCGAAGGGUCUCUGCAGGCUCUGUUAUGUGUAUGCUUAACUUUUUCUAUGCAGAUUUGCUGUUCUGCCUAACAACUGAUGAUUGAACUGAUCUGGAUGGAGGAUAUUUUUUACUGAAGUGUGACGAAGGGAGACGACGAUAAAUAUGGGUGGAACGAGGGUGUGGUUGUGUGUGCCCAGCUAACACAGACUGCCUGUGUUGCUGUUCUUUGAGACCUGGAGCUCUGUAAUGCUUUCUUUAUCUAAUUAAAUAAAUUGUUUAAACUUA